AUGAAGUUCACCACCUCCGUCGUUUUGACCGUCGCUGCAGCCGGCUCUCUCGCCGGUGCCCAGCCCCAUAAGCAUAACAAUGUCCAUCAUCAUCAUCAUCACAACCAUGUCAAGCGUGCCCCUAAUCCCGCUACGACUGAAGUUGUUGUUGUUCCAGGACCCACUGUGUACGCCUACGAGUUGGAUGGCAAGAUUAUCGACCCCAAGGAAGCCUGUGCCGGUAUCCAGGACGGCUCCUUAAAGUUGUCUGACCCCAACAUUCCUCAAAACGCUUGUGCUACAGCAUCUCCAACCAACACAAGCCCCAAGGCUGCUCAAUUCUACGAGAAACCAAACCCAACCCCAGCCCCAACCCCGUCUCCUACCAAGGAAGCCGCUAAUUAUAACGAAGAGCCCAAGAUUGAACUACCUCCUAUCUCAAUCCCAAGCAUCUCCGUGCCAGUGGACACUAAAUACCCAACCGAACCCGCCAAAGGUGGCAAUGGCGUCGACAUCGACUUCCCUAGCGGAGAGAUACCCUGCUCUGAGUUCCCUUCCGACUACGGUCCCAUCUCCCUCGACUGGCUGGGAUUGGAUGGCUGGAGCGGUCUCCAGUUCGUCACUGUGCAGGGCCAAUCUGUCAGCGACAUCCGCACUGGUAUCAAAGGUGACAAGUGCGAGGAUGGAGCUAUGUGCUCGUACGCUUGCCCGCCUGGUUACCAAAAGUCGCAAUGGCCAUCCACCCAGGGUGCUACUGGCCAAUCCGUUGGUGGCCUGAGGUGCUCUGAUGGCAAGCUUUACCUCACCAACCCCACCCUCUCCAAGAAACUCUGCAUUAAGGGCGCUGGUGGCGUUCAAGUCAAGAACACCAUGGACAAGGUCGUUGCUGUUUGCCGUACUGAUUAUCCCGGCACCGAAUCCGAAACCAUUCCCCUCUCCUCAAAUCCUGGCUCCACACUGGAACUCACCUGUCCUGAUGCCGGAAGUUACUAUAAAUGGAAGGGCAUGGACACCUCCGCCCAAUACUACGUGAACCCCAAGGGCGUCUCGAUUCAAGAGGGCUGCCAAUGGGGUGAUGGCAGCAAGCCAACUGGCAACUGGGCGCCCGUGAACUUGGGCGUUGGCAGGAAGAACGGUGCCGUUUGGAUCUCUAUCUUCCAGAAUAAGCCAACCACGAAUAAGAAACUGAAUUUCAAGGUUGAGAUUGUGGGUGAUAACUUGGGAGGUAAGUGUAAGUAUGAGAAUGGGAUGUAUCAUGGAGCUACCGGCUCGAAUGAGGAUGGAUGUACUGUCCAAGUUAUGUCCGGCAUGGCAACAUUUGUCUUCAGUGAUUGA
Molecule: messenger RNA, 1314 nt
Organism: Paracoccidioides lutzii Pb01
Product: SUN domain protein (Uth1)
Exons: 3
Coding region: 1-1314 (437 amino acids)
Biological process (GO): fungal-type cell wall organization
Cellular component (GO): cell surface; fungal-type cell wall
Source: RefSeq, a predicted model, not a curated record